Pochonia chlamydosporia 170 is the source of this 837-nucleotide messenger RNA. Its product is annotated as alpha/beta-Hydrolase. The transcript has a single exon. Gene Ontology annotation, biological process: secondary metabolite biosynthetic process. The record is from RefSeq and is a predicted model, not a curated record. Lineage: Eukaryota; Fungi; Ascomycota; Sordariomycetes; Hypocreales; Clavicipitaceae. Bases 1 to 837 code for a protein of 278 amino acids. Gene Ontology annotation, cellular component: cytoplasm; nucleus.
AUGACAGACCAAACUUUGCAUCUGCCCCGAAUUCUAUGUCUGCACGGUGGUGGGACAAACGCACGCAUCUUCAAGGCGCAAUGCCGAAAACUCAUUGCCCAUCUCUCAGCAGACUUUCGCCUGGUCUUUGCAGAAGCGGCUUAUGCAUCACAAGCAGGGCCAGAUGUAAUGAGUGUCUACAGCACUUGGGGUCCCUUUAAGCGAUGGCUGAGAUGGUUGCCUAUACACCCUGAAGUCAGGCCAGAAGAAGUCGUCGAGGAACUGGAUCUCUCGUUGAAGACUGCAAUGACAGAAGACGAUGCACUCGGUGCCACGGGCGAGUUUGUUGGUUUGCUGGGAUUCAGCCAAGGAGCAAAAGUGUGCGCGAGUAUCCUCUAUCGACAGCAGGAAAGCCGGGAGGAGUGUCAAAGUCGGAAUCGAUUAUACAACUUUCGAUUCGGGAUCUUGUUCGCAGGCAGAGCGCCCUUGAUAUGUCUUAGUCCAGAAGCUCCUAUUGGGAUUUCUCUUCCAGACGCUUCCCAAAUCACCGACGUGAAAGAGUUCACCCGGCCAGACCCAGGCGUGCACAAUACAAGUCAUGUUUUACGAAUUCCUACCCUACAUGUUCACGGGAAACAAGAUCCAGGUCUGCAUCUCCACAGACAGCUAUUUGAGCAGUUUUGCGAUCCAAUGACCAGAAGAUUGGUCGUAUGGGAUGGGAAUCAUCGUUUGCCGUUGAAAUUUAGUGAUGUAGCUCCAAUUAUUCAUGAGCUUCGUGAGCUUGUUGAAGAGGCGAACAGUUUCUUUGAUGAGACGCAUCACAAGGAGAGGUUAUGGAUGGGGAGAACGUGUCUUUAG